UCGGAUUAUCGCUGUACCAUCGAGGCAAUAACAAUAAUAACAGGAAAAUUUAAAUUUGAAUUGAUAAUAAAAUGUAAUUUUGCAAAAAUUAUCUGGUUGUUUAAGAAGAUGCAAAUGGUUUUAGUUUAUGGCCACUGCACAUAACAUAUCAAUAGAUGUUUGUUUAAGCAGCACUAUUGGGAGUCGUAUAGUGCGUGGUCUUGAUUGGAAAUGGGGUAAACAAGAUGGAGGUGAAGGCCAUGUUGGUACAAUAAGAAGUUUUGAGAGUAAUGAAGAAGUGGUGGUUGUUUGGGAUAAUGGCACUGCAGCUAAUUAUAGAUGUUCUGAAAAUUAUGAUUUAAGAAUACUAGAUUCAGGGCCUAGUGGUAUUAAACAUGAUGGUACAAUAUGUGAUGGUUGUAGAUGUCAGCCAAUAUAUGGGAUGCGUUGGGUAUGUGCAGAUUGCAACAACUAUGAUUUAUGCAGUGUUUGUUACCAUGCUGAUAGACAUCAGUUGCGGCAUCGAUUUUACAGAAUAUUUGCACCAAAUGGAAAUGAAGUACUGAUGGAACCACGCAAAAAAGCUAAAAAGUUAAUUUCUCGUGGGAUCUUUCCUGGUGCAAGGGUGACUCGUGGAGUUGAUUGGCACUGGGAGGCACAAGAUGGUGAGGCUGGCCGAAGAGGGAAAGUGGUUGAUAUUCAAAAUUGGAGUGCUACUACCCCCCGUAGUGCUGCUUAUGUUGCUUGGGAUACAGGUGCAAAGAAUCUCUAUCGUAUUGGUUUUGAAGGAAUGGUUGAUUUGAAAUGUAUUUCUGAUGCCAAGGGAUCACCAUUUUACAGAGAUCAUUUGCCUUUACUUGGAGAGAAUUUAACAACUUCUCAAUCGAUGACCAAACAUUGGAAGAUAGGUGAUUUUGUGCGAGUAGAUCUUGAUUUAGAUAUUGUGCAAACUCUCCAGCGGGGCCAUGGAGGGUGGGCAGAUGGUAUGGUUGAGGCAAUGGGGAGCAUUGGAGUUGUUUUUGGAUUUGAUGAAGACAGAGAUGUUAUUGUUUCCUAUGCCAGUGGCAAUAAGUGGAUAUUCAACCCAUCAGUUCUUACUUGUGGGAUUUCAGAGAGUGAUGGUCAAAUAGAUGCAUUAAGUGAAGAAAUACGCUCAUUGCAGUUCCUCAUUCUAAGCAGUGGAAUUCAGGAUUCUAAUGAAACUAAUACAUCAUUUACAAAAAGACUUGCUGUUGGAGAUAUUGUGCAGAUCUUAAAUGAUCAAGAACAAGUAAGCAAUUUACAAAUUGGACACGGAGAAUGGACUGAUGUUAUGGUUGCUACCUUGGGAAAAAUUGGUUGUGUUACUAAAGUUUAUCAUGAUGGAGAUUUAAAGGUUGAAGUUAAUGGAACAAGCUGGACUUACAAUCCAAAAUGUCUAAAAAGAAUUAGUUCACGUGGAACGAACUCGGCAUCCAAAAUUCUUCAUUUCCUUGAAAGUCAUUCGUCUAAAGACCCUGCGGAAUUAUUUAUUAAAGCUGCUGCAGAAGGCAAUGUUAAAAAUUUAGAAGAGUUAUGUCAUUUUCCAAAUUUUGAUAUAAAUGUUCUGUAUGCUGGUCACACAGCACUUCAACUUGCAUGUCAAAAUGGAAAAUUAGAAAGUAUUAAAUUUCUUCUCCAAUUAAAUGCAGAUGUUGAAGUUGAAGAUAAUGAUGGUGAUAAAGCUGUCCAUCAUGCAACAUUUUAUGAUGAAAGUAGAACCUUUGCUUUGUUGAAGGAGGCAAAUGCAGAUUUAAACUCUCGCAAUAAAAGACGUCAAACUGCAUUACAUGUAGCUGUUAACAAAGGUCACAUAGGGAAUAUCAAAGCCUUGCUUGAUGCAGGUGUUCAUGUCAAUUUGCAAGACUCUGAAGGAGAUACUGCAUUGCACGAUGCUAUUUCCAAAAAGCGAGAUGAUAUUGUUGAGCUUCUACUAAACUCUGGUACAGAUAUUUCGCUGUCCAAUAACAAUGGCUUUAAUUCAUUACAUCAUGCAGCCUUAAGAGGAAAUGUAAAGGCAGUCCAACUGAUUUUGGAAAAGAAAGAUAAACCCUGGAUUGUCAAUGAACAAAAAGAUGAUGGAUAUUGUGCCUUGCAUUUAGCUUCAUUAAAUAAUCAUUUAGAAGUAGCAAAGCUCUUAAUAAAAUUAGGACAUGCCAAUGUUAACAUUCAAAAUACAAAUUUACAAACACCACUUCAUCUGACUGUACAAAAACAACAUGAAGAAAUUGUAAAGCUUCUUGUUUCUGAAGGAGCAAAUGUUAAUGUGCAAGACAAAGAUGGUGAUUCACCACUACAUGAAGCUUUAAGAAACCAUACGUUAUUAAGAUUAAAAGAGAUGCAAAGUGUCAAAGAUGUUUCUAAGUUAUUAAUGGGAUUUGGAUCGCAAGACUUUACAAAAACUAGCAGUACCUCAAUUGCUUGUUUUCUUGCUGAGCAUGGUGCUCAAUUAGCGUGUAAAAAUAAUAAAGGUCAGACUCCUCUUGAUCUCUGUCCAGAUCCAGGUUUAUGCAAUGCGCUCAGACAAUCUUAUGGACAAAGUAUUCAGAAAAACAAGAAAAUGUUGGAGACAGAAUGUGUUGUUUGUUCAGACAUGCCGCGUGAAGUUAUUUUCUCACCCUGUGGUCACCUUGUAGCAUGUUCUGGUUGUGCCCCACGAAUUAAAAAAUGUUUAAUUUGCAAAGAGUUGGUUCAAUCUCGACAAAGGAUUGAAGAGUGUUUAGUGUGUUCUGAUAAACCUGCAAGCGUUCUUUUUCAACCUUGUGGUCAUAUUCCUGCAUGCUCUGCAUGCUCUAGCUUAAUGAAGAAGUGUGUCCAGUGUAGAGGAACUAUAUUAAAGAUGGUUCCUUCUAUAGAUUUAUGUGGCUUAAAAGAAUCUUCAUCUUCAUCUUUAAUUUGCAACAAUGAUAUUCUUUUAUUGGAAAAACAGAUUCAAGAAAUGAAGGAGCAGACAACGUGCGUUGUUUGCUUGGAUAGACGAAAAAACAUGAUAUUUUUGUGUGGCCAUGGAUCAUGUCAAGUUUGUGGUGACCAAUUAUCCGAAUGUCCUAUGUGCAGAAAAUUAAUCGAGAAGAAAAUUUUGCUAUUUUGCUAAGUUAUGUCGCUGUUAGGGUUUUAAAAAUAAUUUGAAAGCUCUAAGCGCUAAAAGUAGUUGCUUAGAGCUGCGUAUGAGAGCUAGAAUCUACAAGUAAGCGAUAAAAGGUACAAAUACUAGUUAAAAUCGAUAGUUAGGCGUUAAAAGCUUUUUGUAAUGGCGGAAAUAGAAAAGGAUGAAACAUUUUUACUUCAAAAUAGUGGAAUUCAAAAUAGCGAAACAACGCAUACUUUAAUCGAGACUAAUAACAUGUUUCUGCGAUUAUGGUUUGCAUAAUCGCAGAAAUAUGUUUUGACUUUUCGCAAGUUUCUAAUUUUCUAGUUUGUUUUUACUUUUUUGACGUCAUAGGAAAAUAUUGUCUAGUCACAAAGUGAGACUUAUAAGAAAAAAGAAAGUAUUGAGAAUCUA
Hydra vulgaris (swiftwater hydra) is the source of this 3499-nucleotide messenger RNA. Its product is annotated as E3 ubiquitin-protein ligase MIB1. Gene Ontology annotation, biological process: protein ubiquitination; endocytosis; Notch signaling pathway. Gene Ontology annotation, molecular function: zinc ion binding; protein binding; ubiquitin-protein transferase activity. Gene Ontology annotation, cellular component: cytoplasm. NCBI's taxonomy places the organism in Eukaryota, Metazoa, Cnidaria, Hydrozoa, Anthoathecata, Hydridae. The record is from RefSeq and is a predicted model, not a curated record.